AUCGCUAUAAAUUCGAGUUACGGUUCAAGAAGUUGCUUAGGCAACACCAGAACUUUCCACGAAACGAGAAUCUUCGCGAAGACCCCGCAACCCUAUAAAUAAACUCCAGAUUCUCGCGCUUUCCUUCUUCACUAAUCAAUUAUCCGUCUAUCUCCUCUUACAAUAUUGCAAUCUUCGUUUCGUUGCGCUCCGUCUCUUUGAUCAAAAUCAAAAGAGGGAAGGAAGAAUAAAAUAAUAAUGGAGUCUUUUACUUCGUUCUUCGAUUCUUCCCGAACCCGCUGGAGCUACGAUGCUCUCAAGAACUUCCAUCAGAUCUCUCCCGUAGUUCAGAAUCAUCUCAAGCAGGUUUAUUUUACGCUAUGUUGCGCUGUGGUUGCUUCAGCUGUUGGUGCUUACCUUCAUGUGCUGUGGAAUAUUGGAGGUUUACUCACUGCUUUGGCUUCCAUUGGAAGCUAUGUGUGGUUGAUGUCCACACCUCCUUUUGAAGAGCAAAAGAGGGUUACUUUGUUGAUGGUUUCGGCCCUGUUUCAAGGUGCCUACAUUGGACCUCUUAUUGAUCUGGCUAUUCAAGUUGAACCAAGCCUUAUCUUUACUGCGUUUGUGGGAACUUCCUUGGCCUUUGCAUGUUUCUCAGCGGCAGCUUUGGUUGCAAAGCGAAGGGAGUACCUCUACCUUGGCGGCAUGCUUUCUUCUGGGUUGUCUGUUCUUAUGUGGCUGCACUUCGCUUCCGCCAUCUUUGGUGGUUCGAUAGCACUUUUUAAGUUUGAGUUGUAUUUUGGACUCUUGGUAUUUGUGGGUUACGUGAUCGUGGAUACCCAAGAAAUAAUUGAGAGGGCACACUUUGGUGAUCUAGAUUAUGUGAAGCAUGCCAUGACUCUGUUUACUGAUUUGGCUGCAAUCUUUGUGCGGAUUCUUGUUAUAAUGUUGAAGAAUUCGGUUGAGAAAAAUGAGAAAAAGAAUAAGAGGAAA
Molecule: messenger RNA, 969 nt
Organism: Arachis ipaensis
Lineage: Eukaryota; Viridiplantae; Streptophyta; Magnoliopsida; Fabales; Fabaceae
Product: bax inhibitor 1
Cellular component (GO): membrane
Source: RefSeq, a predicted model, not a curated record